Closterium sp. NIES-65 is the source of this 2121-nucleotide messenger RNA. The record is from the annotation of a GenBank genome assembly. NCBI's taxonomy places the organism in Eukaryota, Viridiplantae, Streptophyta, Zygnematophyceae, Desmidiales, Closteriaceae.
CAGGACAAAGUCACUGAUCUCAUCCAGAACUCCACCGAUCAAGAUUAUCCUGAAGUUUGUGCGCAUUUCAAGGAAAUCGUUCAUCUGGAAAUGGAUACCAACGAGACAGUGUCAGCAACAGAGUCUGCUAUACUGCGUACGACCUACCGCAACGAUACGACCAAUCAUGAUGUUGGUAAUGAAGUCAUCUCAUUUGAAGAGGUCGCCAUACUGUUGAAGAAUAAGGGGAUCGACCUCAACAUUGAAUGUCUUCACGUCCUUCAGGGCGAGUUGGAGCGGGUUGCGACAAUGAAACCAAAGGCACAGUGGUCUCAUGAGGAGGGUUUGCUGGAGUACCUUGAGAAGGUGAUUGGAACGAACAAGUACAUCGAGCAGAUCAAGGAGAAAGCCCAACGGCUUGAGGAUCUGAAUGAGAGAAGGGUGGGCUUCAUGGAAAAAAUGCGAUUAGCGGAGAGAGAAAAGGUCCAGCUGGAGGAGCACAAGAAGGCGGCUGAAGCUUUUCUGCUGAAGGAAGCGCAGCUCACCCAGCUGAACAUGGCGGCAGUUUAUUUGCAGCUGCAGGAGCGUGAGCAAACAAUGAAAAGGUCUAGCAGGCUGGCCGCAGACCUUGAAAGGGUGAUCGACACAGACAGGAAAACCGUUUUGAUGCUUUCGGCAGAGUUGAAGUGCAAAGAACUCGAGUAUGAUAAAUGCGCAAAGGAGUUUAAAGCGGUCAUUCCAGAGCUGAAGGCUGCCAAUAAAGAGCUCAACGCACUGGCGAAGAAGUUGCCUGCCUGCAAGACAGGCAAGGAGAACAAACAACCCAAGCAAGACAAGAGCCCGAGCCACUCUAUAGGGGGCGUGAGCAGCAGAGGCACGAGCAGUAAAGUUACGAGCAGCAGAGGCAUGAGUAGCAAAGGCAUGAAUAGGAAGGGAAGCAGCACGGAGGACAAAAAACUUUUUCUGCAGAUGCAUAUAGUGGAUGAGAAGCGCAAAAGGUUGAAACAGCUAAUGAAGCGCAAGGGUGUCGAGUGCCUUGACAGGAGAAGGGAGAUACGUGCAGUUCUUAGCCAGUCGGAGGAAACCUUAUUGCGAGCGAAGAAGGGACUUUCACAGCUGGAGGAGUUCAGUCGCAUUCAUCAAGUGAGUGUGGACCAUUCACGCCUGGCGAGAAAUGAGCUCAAGUCCCUGGGGAAGCACCUCUCAUGCCAGAUCUCAAACAUGCAAGAAAAGCGCGUGUCAGACGAGGAUAUGGAGGAGGCAUGCCUUCCUCACGCUCUCAACGAAGUUCUGGGCGAGUGGUUAGAGGCGGCAGGUGGGGAUGCAGUUCUUUCUGAAGAAGUGGCUGAGGCUGAGGCUGCAGAAAGUGUGGUUGAGGCUGCAGAAGGGUCUGAGGCUGCAGAGGGUGUGGUUGAGGCUGCAGAGGGUGUGGUUGAGGCUGCAGAGGGUGUGGUUGAGGCUGCAGAGGGGAGUGAGGCUGUAGAGGGGAUUGAGGCUGUAGAGGGGAGUGAGGGUGCAGAGGGGAGUGAGGCUGUAGAGGGGAGUGAGGCUGUAGAGGGGAGUGAGGGUGCAGAGGGGAGUGAGGCGCAAUGCCAAGUAAUUGAGCCUGCAGCAGACGCAUCCGAAAAAGUGAUGCAGAAACUGGGAAGGCUGCUGUGCUGGCUGUGCAGUAACUGCAUGAGCGCAGGAGCCAGCUACGAUGAGGUGCUGACAAAGCACGAGUCCCUGGGAGAAGAGCUCAAGGCGCUCUGGGAAACGGUUGACAUGAGCUACAUUGACGAGUACCACAAACAAGAUGACGCCUUUUUCGAGGCGUUCUUUGAAGCAACAGAUGUGACACCUGAGAGGGAUGCUGUGAAGCAGGAGCACAAGGCCCUGAUAAGGCGUCGGCAGGCAGAGUUUACAGCAGGCCUUGAUGCUAUCAGGACGCGGGUGAAGGAGAACUACCAGAUUAUGGCGCCAGGUGGCGAUGCUGACCUGGCACCUGUUGACCCGCGUGACCCGUUCAGCCAGGGGAUUCGCUUCUCUGUGUGCCCGCCACAGCAGCAGUGCUGGAGGAACGUUGCCGACCUUGAUGGAGAAGACCAGCUCCUUGGCGUUGCUGUUGGCAAUCCACCUGUUGAAGACAGACUCGUCCCUUAA